Messenger RNA from Striga hermonthica, 156 nucleotides. NCBI's taxonomy places the organism in Eukaryota, Viridiplantae, Streptophyta, Magnoliopsida, Lamiales, Orobanchaceae. The record is from the annotation of a GenBank genome assembly.
UUCGAUAUGCCUCUAGAGAAAAUCAAACAGGUUCACUCGAGACCACCAAAGCCUCCACCUGAAGAGAAGCCAGCACCAUCACCACCCAAGACCAAAACUGGGCCCAACUCCAUACCCGGCCCAGCCCAAGAUGAGAUGCCUUGCACAUCAGCAUAG